UAUGAAAAUCAUAAUCAUUUAUAUUAUAGGCCAGAGAAAAUCCAGAACCAAUAUUUGAUGUCUCUGAAUGUGCUUUAAAACAUGUACCCUCUGGUAUUUAUUCAUUGUGUAAAGUAUUUAGAAAAAAGAUAUUAUGGAUGUAUAAUAAUAAGUUAACUUCACUUUCUGGUGGAGGUGCCUUAAGCGAUUUGUCAUUACUUGUUAUAUUAGAUAUUCAUGGAAAUGAAUUUACUCAUUUACCAUCUGAUAUAAUGUGUCUUGCUUCUCUCAAGGAACUUUAUUUACAAGACAACAAUAUACGAAAACUGCCAAAUGAAAUAGUACAUUUAAACAAAUUAAAUAUUUUAAAUGUUGCAAAAAACAAUUUAAAGCAAUUGCCAGAGGCAAUGGGAAAUUUAAGACAGCUUUCUAUAUUGGAUAUUAGUCAAAAUAAAUCUCUUCGUAAGCUUCCUAAAUCUUUGGGUUAUGUACAACAAUUAGCACAGUUAAAUAUUGAUGGGUUAAAUUUAUUAUAUCCUCCUCAAGAUAUUUUAAAUGGUGGCACAAUAGUAAUUAUAGCAUUUCUAGCAAAUGAAAGUGGUAUUGAAUAUUCACCCGAAGAUUCUAUUUCUGAAACAGAUUUAUCAAGAAAUAUAAGUUCUGAGAAUGUAGAAAGGAUAUAUCAGAAUAAAAAUAAUGAUGUACAGGCAGCAUUACAGAAGCUAGAAAAAAUGAAGGAACAUCGCCAAAAUGCAUUAUUAGAGGUUGAAAAAAACAUUAAACAACAACAAGAAUAUGAAAUCGAAAUUCAAUCAAUGUUAAAAGAACAUAAAAAAAAGUUGUUGGAAGAUCUUGUUUUGCAACAAACUCAAUUACAACAUGAAUUAGAAAAGGUACAACAAGAAAAAGAUUCUAACAGAGCACGUCUACUUUCCUACAUUUAUAAUGCUGAAAAAGAAGCAGACAAAGUUAUCAAAGAAUUUUUAAGAAAUAGCGAGGAAGAAAGACAAACACAAGCUGAACUAUUAGAACAGGAAAAACAGGAAGAAGUACAAUUAUUAUCCUCUUGUCACACAGAACAAUUCAUGUUUCGUACAAAAGAUACUCUUUUGUCAAUGGAAAAAUUACUUGAAGAAGAACUUCAUAGAACCAAAAAAUUGGAAGAACAUAGUAAAUAUAGAGAUUAUGCAGCACAAUCUUUGCUCACAUUAGAAGUAAGGAAUAAUGAUCAUUUAGCACAAAUAAUGCAAGAUCAAGAAAAAAAUAGAAAAAAUUUAAUUGAUACAUUAAGACAAGAUGAAGUCUUACAAAAAGCUGCUGUUGCAACAUUGCUAGAACGUAGUGAUGCACGUUAUUGGAGUAUUAUGCAACAAGUCAAUUUGGUACAAUCGCAAUUAGCUGCUCUUACAAAUAUUGAACUAGAGAGGAGAAAAUUAGAAAUCAAUCAACAACUUAAUGAAAUAGCUCAGAAAAGAGUAGCUUUGAGUGCUAUUCUAAUGAAUUUAUUAGAACAACAGAAAAAUAGAAGAGAUCAACUUCUAAAAACAAUUAAUAAUAUAGAGCAACAACGUUGUAUUACUAAUUCUAGAAGAAAAAGUCAAUUUUGGUUAAUGCAAUAUCAAUCUUUAAUGGAAACACGACCUCAGGGUUUAUUAGAAAUGCUAGAACCAAUGUUAGUACGACAUGUUGCAAUAGCAGGUGCAUUGCAUUGUUUGCCAUUCCUAGCUUCUUUACCAUCAUUACUUCCAAAUCUUAAUGAUGAACAAUUGAAAACUAUUGGAAUACAUUCUGAAAACGAUCGUAUUGCUAUAAGACUUGCAGUUGAAAAUUAUUUAGCAGAAUUAAAACUCAACGAAUCUAUAACACCCUCUGCACCACCAGAAGAAGCUUGUACAAGUUCCAAUUAUCAAGAAUAUAAUACUAUUCAGAGCAUUAAUACUGCCGAAUGUGUAAUUUGCCUUGAUUUACAAUGUGAAGUAAUUUUUCUACCAUGUGGGCACCUUUGUUGUUGUUCAGGUUGUGCAAAUAUGAUUUCUUCAGAUUGUCCAAUGUGUAGAAGUGUGAUAAAACAUAAAAUUCACAUUAUAAAGCCUUAAAAUAUGAAUAAUGUUUUUUGUAAAUAA
Messenger RNA from Apis florea (little honeybee), 2102 nucleotides. RefSeq names its product E3 ubiquitin-protein ligase LRSAM1. NCBI's taxonomy places the organism in Eukaryota, Metazoa, Arthropoda, Insecta, Hymenoptera, Apidae. The record is from RefSeq and is a predicted model, not a curated record. Gene Ontology annotation, molecular function: protein binding. Gene Ontology annotation, cellular component: cytoplasm.